Dryobates pubescens (Downy woodpecker) is the source of this 1563-nucleotide messenger RNA. RefSeq names its product ankyrin repeat and LEM domain containing 1 (gene ANKLE1). The record is from RefSeq and is a predicted model, not a curated record. Lineage: Eukaryota; Metazoa; Chordata; Aves; Piciformes; Picidae. Gene Ontology annotation, molecular function: endonuclease activity. Bases 1 to 1563 code for a protein of 520 amino acids. The transcript has 8 exons.
AUGGGCUUCUCACACCCGGGGGGGGCCAGGUGCUCCCUGUCCUUCCUGACCGAGGAUGGCUCCGGAGGCAGCAUCUUCCCCACGGAUGGGCUCCUGAGCAGCACCCGCAGGUCCCUGCUGGAGGAGCUGGAGGAACCCCUCAGCUCCUUCAGCCUUGCCUCUGGGGAUGUCACCCCCCAGGGCCAGGGGUCCCCCGGGCACCGCCACGUCACCCCCCGCACCAAGAGCCGCCUGCAGGCCUGCGCCCAGCGCUUCAGCUCCUCCUCUUCCUCCCUCUUUGAUGAGACCUUGGAGAUGCCCCGGAGGCCCCCCAGGAUCAGAGCACCCCAGGGUGUCCCCAGGGGCCCUGCCACCCCCUCGGGGCACUGUGUCACCCUGCAGGUCCUGCUGCUGCCUGGGGACCAGGACUCCCAGUCAGAAGCUCCAGGCUCCUCCCAUGCUGCUGGCAGUGCCAGCCUCAGGCUGCUGGACGGUGGCUCUGGGUGGCAGGACCCCUCACCCUUGGGGGCACAGCCGUCCCCGUGUCCCCGUGCGAGGUUCAGCCACCUCUUGGUCCCACAUCUGCUGGGCGGCCCCGCGGUGGGGCCGGGGAGUUCGGCCAGGCUGCUGUCACCCCCCAGCUGCGGCAGCUCCGAGGAGCCCCCGGAGGAUGAGGAACCCCUGAAGGAUGAGGAGCAGGGACAGGCACCCGCCGAGCAGCACCGCCCUGGCACCGAGGCCGCCGCCAGCCCCAAGGAUGCCCCAGCCCGGGUCGGACAGGCGUGCCCGGUGCCACCCGGGGGGCGUCUGUCGGACGCAGCCCUGCGGCGGCGGCUGCGGGCGCUGGGGGACAGCCCAGGUCCCAUCACGGAGCUCACCCGGGGGCUGUACCUGCGGCGCCUGCAGGAGCUGGCGAGGGCACCCCGGGGCCAUCGCGCAGCACGGACACCGCAGGCAGGGCACAGCCCCGAGCUGCUGGCUGCGCUGAGCUCCGGGCAGGUCCCCGACUGCACCCCGGACGAGCUGGUGCUGGCACAGCAGUUCGACCACCCCGGCCGCGGCUGGCACUGGCGGGAAGGGCUGGCCAAGACCAGCUUCAACUACCUCCUGCUGGACCCCAGGACCACCCAGAACCUGCCACUCCGCUCCCACUGCCUGAGCCCAGCUGAGUGCUUCAGGACCUUCAUCCAAGCCAUCUUCUACGUGGGCAAGGGCACUCGUGCCAGGCCCUACUGCCACCUCACCGAGGCACUGAGCCAGCACCGCGCCGGCACGCAGAGGGGCAGCCUCAAGGUGCGGCGCAUCCUGGAGAUCUGGGCGAGCGGGCAGGGGGUGGUCUCCCUGCACUGCUUCCAGAGCAGCAUCCCGGCAGAGGCUUACACGCGGGAGAGCUGCCUCGUGGAGGCUCUGGGGCUGCAGACCAUCACCAACCAGCGGCAGGGGAACAGCUAUGGGGCUGCGGCUCGCUGGCCGGCGGAGCGGCGCCGGCGCCUGGGGGUCCACCUCCUGCACAGGGCCAUGAGGAUCUUCCUGGCCGAGGGCGAGCGGCAGCUGCGACCCGCGGACAUCCAGGGGGGGUGCUGA